AUGUCGAGGCAAGAUAAGGCCACGACGGACAGGUUUGCAAGGACUCUUCGAGAGCUUGUAAAGAAACCUGAAAACAAAGUAUGCGCGGAUUGUAAACGCAACGAUCCACGAUGGGCGUCAUGGAAUCUAGGUGUCUUUCUGUGCAUUCGGUGUUCUGGAAUCCAUCGCGGAAUGGGAACCCACAUUAGCAAGGUGAAGUCGGUGGACCUUGAUGUUUGGACUCCAGAGCAGAUGGAGUCUAUCCAGAAAUGGGGCAACCGCCUGGCGAACCUCUACUGGGAAGCGCAUCUCAAACCUGGGCAUAUCCCUCCCGAGCACAAAAUGGAAUCCUUCAUCCGCUCGAAGUAUGAAUCGCGUAGAUGGGCGCUCGAUGGCCCUCCUCCUAGUGACCCUUCCGUUCUGGACAGUGGAUCAACUGUUCAAUCUGCCCCCGUGCCUCAACCUGCACCCUCCCAGCAAUCUGUGACGCAGCCAACGAUGAACUCUACGCGACAGACACACGCCAAGAAUCCCAGCAUUUCUACUCGCGGCUCGGUCGCUCCUCCAAUCACGACCCGCCAACCGCAAGUUCACCAGCUUAUCUCUUCUAACUUCACGAACAGACCGGCCCCGGCUAGCUCGGUGGCUACUCCUAGCCCACCCAUAACACACACGUCUACUCCCUUACAACCCACCGCGGCCCCUGGAAAUGAUCUCUUUUCGCUGGAUUUCCAUGCACCAACCACACCUGCGAACCACGCCUCUGUCGUUCCUGAACCAAAGAAGGAUGUUAAACAUGAUAUCCUCUCUUUGUUUUCUGCGGCCCCAGCAAGUGCAUCCCCCGCUGCUCCAGGUUUCGGACAAUUUAACAGCUUUGGUACCCAGUGGGGCGGAACCGCCCCUCCCCAACAGGUUCAGCAGCAACCAGCUGUUCAGACCAGUAUGGUAGGGGGAAAUGGUGUCGGAAUGUGGGGUGCAUCCUCUGGUUGGACCGGAACACCAGUUGCACCAGUUGCGCAACCAAACAUCUGGAACGCAUCCGCGACCGCCAGCCAUCAACAGCCCCCCAGUCUCUUCGACACAAAUGCCGUGUGGGGUGGUACCGCUUCUGCCCCGUCAUCACAAGAUUUAUUCGGGUCGUCUUUGGCCUCGCAACCUGCAGCCAAGAAAGACGAUGCGUUUGGAGAUAUUUGGGGGGGUUUCAAGUGA
This is a messenger RNA of Cyclocybe aegerita, 1188 nucleotides long. The record is from the annotation of a GenBank genome assembly. NCBI's taxonomy places the organism in Eukaryota, Fungi, Basidiomycota, Agaricomycetes, Agaricales, Hemipholiotaceae.